AGUUUCAGCCUUUCCCUACAAACAUCCCCCUCCCCUACCUUCCCCUCCCAACAGCAGACAGGGGCACACAAGACGACCACACUCUCCAGCCAAACCCUAAUUGUGUGUGCGUGUGUGUGCAUUUUUUUUUUUUUCCCCCCCUGACAUGAAGAAGGAAACCAAGUUAACAUGUGGCGCUGUUGGAUGCCCUUCAUCUUGGCCUGGGUAUCCAUGGCAACCCCAACGCACUGCCAAAGUGGAGAUUGGGGUUCAGGCUUUGACAUCUACUCCGAGAUAAUGGCUUCCAACGACACAUUGCAGGCGAUUGGUGAUGAACCCGAGAGGAUGAGACACAACAAAGACUGGAUCACGUCACCGACUUUCUCACCAUCAUCCCCACCUAAGCUGCAAUAUGAGACUUCACCUGACAAGUGCUCGGUCUACUUCAGCACUAACACCGCUUCAGCUCGACGACUCAAGGCCCAGAAAGAGGAGCUGGCUUAUCUGCAGGCCAUCCAACAUGGAAACAAAGCGGUGAUGGAUAACUUGGCUCAGUUUGUUGGAGCAGAGCUGGGAGAUCAGAGCUAUGAAGAUGUGAUCAAGGAAAAUAUAAUUGGCAUCCAGGAGGACCAGAAGAGUUGCCACGAGGUGGUGGAGAAAGCUGAGGAAGAUCUAGAAAAGCAGCUGGAGGGGGAAGCGUCAGGUGCUCUCGCUGGGAUGCAGAAAAUCAGAGAAGAGUCUUUGGCCUUUGAAGAAAUGCUCCAUGUCGCAGCAGACAUGGCCAACAGGCUGGAGAUCUCGUCGCAGGCCCUGCAUGCUUCAUUCACCAAGCAGCUGAAAGACAUUGGCAAAGUUCAUCGCUAAAGAAGUGCUGAAACACUUUGCACACUGUGCACAUGUCAUACUUUAACUUUUGAUGUUUGGUAUCCUGUGUGAAAUCCAAAAAUAAGGAAAAAUAAAUCUUAAUGCAAUUCUAUAUUUUUAAUUACUUUCUUUACAGCACUAAGUUACAAGGCCAAGGUCAAACCUAAACUGUAGGACUCAACAUGAUACAGAGAUGACAGGAAUGUUGGUAAUCUCACAUUGCAUGUACAAUAAAGAAACACGGCAAAGAAGAAUCAUUGGGUGAAAAACACACGUUUUCUUUCACUGAAGUUAAAACCCCGUAAAACAUUUUCCAUUCAGGCAUUAUUCAGGGAAUUUGGUGAGGUCAGAUGUGGCAACAGUAUGUGGCGCAGGUUGAAGCCAAGUUGAGUGUUUAUGGAUCAAACUAGAUUGGCCCUCGGAGAUCAAACAUAAUGGCUCUGUUAGUCUUCUCCAGAGGAAGGUAUGCAUCGACCAUCUGGUUCCAGGGUAAGGAUGGAGGCCAGGAUAGGAUGACUAGUGUGUUCCAGUGAAAAUAAUGCAAUAA
This is a messenger RNA of Larimichthys crocea (large yellow croaker), 1390 nucleotides long. RefSeq lists its product as uncharacterized. Bases 169 to 843 code for a protein of 224 amino acids. The record is from RefSeq and is a predicted model, not a curated record. The transcript is spliced from 3 exons. Lineage: Eukaryota; Metazoa; Chordata; Actinopteri; Sciaenidae.